GGCAUAAGCAAAGCAUACUGGGAGGAACAAACAUUCUAAUCUACUCUGCUACGCUCUUGUGUAUAAGUUCCUCCUUCUCUGCAUCUAUUCUUAUUCACAAUCACUUUCAGUUACUCAGUGGCUUAAUUGAGACUACGAAAUGAGGCAGCUCCCAGCAGGGGAUUUAGACAGCCUACAUCUGGUAGGGCAAGGAGGAUUUGGGCUGAUAUACAGAGGCUGGAGCAAGACUCUCAGUAUGGAUAUAGCCUUCAAGACAAUUCAUGGGGCUCAUGGUUCAAAUCUUAGAAGAUUGAUGAACAAUCUAAAGAAGGAAGGAGACGUGAUGCAUAAAGCAAACUACAUUUAUAUCCUUCGUAUCCUUGGAAUGUACGAGACUCAAGAGGGAAACUUUAAAGAGUGUGGUCUAGUUAUAGAGUACAUGCCCUAUGGCUCUUUACGAUCCCUGUUUGACAACAUCUGUGAAGUUCCAUGGGCACUAACAUUUCAAAUUCUUCACCAAGUCUGCCUGGGUAUGAAUUAUCUCCACAGCCUUUAUCCACCAAUUAUUCAUCGAGACCUAAAACCUGCUAACGUUCUAUUAAACAAGCACUUAGAUAUUCAGAUCACAGACUUUGGAUUGUCAAAGAUUAUUGGAGCUACUUCCACUGCUGUGCAGCCAUGUUUUGCAGGUACCUUGUCAUACAUGGCCCCUGAGGCUCUCACUGACCUCAACUACAAGCCAACAAAAGCCUAUGAUGUGUACAGUUUUGGAAUCUUAAUCUGGACACUUUUCUCCAGAGAAGAGCCAUACAAUGGUUCAAAUCCAUUGCUAAUUCAGCAAAAAGUGCCUGACGGACAGAGGCCAAUGGAUACUGUUCUGGAUGAGCUGACUACUGUGAAGAUGGUGUCUGAAGCCAAGGAGCUAAUGAUAAAAUGUUGGAGUGGUAAACCUGAAGACAGGCCCUGCUUCCGUGAAUGUAGUGGAACAACAAGGCUUAUGUUUGAAGAAUAUAUGGGUGAGAUAGACAGUGCUGUUCGAAUUGUUCAAGAUCAACUCAAGAUGGUUUAUUCUACAGAUGAGACCACAGAAUUCAGUAAAGAAUCUACCAGUUUUUCUGCAAGCUCUUUUCGAAGAGCAUUGUAUGAAAAUGAAAGCACCCAACAACUAGCCCAGGAAACCUCAGAUAAAGAACUGGCAAUUCCUGAUGAAAAUAAUACAAUUCCAGAGAAAAAUGAAUCAGAGGAAGAACAAUUAUCAGCGACGAUGGCUGUUGCCCUCACAUCAGCUGUAAAAGAGAGUGGCGAAUAUAAAAAAAUCGUAAACAAUCUGUCUGAACAAGGUAUUGUAACUGAAGCUCUUCGGAAAAACCUGGAUGAAAGUCACAGUAUAAAAGAACUCGGACAAGCAGCUGAAAAAAUUCUUAGAGGCAAAAGCAAGGAACUUAUGAAAGAUAGUUCUCAUCGAGUUAAGUCAUGGUUCAAGAAGAUAUGAAGGAAGAUCUCAUGACUAUGAGACAUAAACAGUUUAACAGACUUUCUUCUGGAAGUAAACAGAUAUUGCUAAUCUUUAAAAUAAAUUAUUCUGCCGUAGAAAUCAACUGGAAAGAGAAUAGCUUUGCAGAAUCUGCUGGCGCUCUAGAAAAAACGGAUAAUAUUAAUACUGCCUUGCCUAGGGAAAUCCAGGGUGGUUUACAUGGGCUAACCUUAUUCUUAUCUGGCCUUAGUUAUUUCCAGUGUUGCAGAUCAAAUGAUGCUGAGAGAACAGAGACUAUUAUUUAUCCCUUGGAUUUUGCUAUAAUCUACAGUAAUUACACAAAUCUGGUUUGCCUAUAAUUUGAUUCAGGUUACUGACCUAAAUAUUGCAGUAUCACUACACUUGCAGGUUACACUACCUAACCCUCAGUUUAUCUUUCUGUUUUUUUGCCUUUUUUCUGUAUGAUUUUUUUUACAGGGGUUUGCACUAUAUAUAUAUAUAUAUAUAUAUAUAUAUAUAUACACACAAGUAUAUAUAGUCUAGUGAAAAACAAUGCAUGCUCUAGUUUAUUAGUUAAUGGAGUUUUUGCAUUAUUAGUGUUUCAAUUCUAUAUGUUUAACCCAUACAAUGGAAUUAAACACAUAGUUUAGGUCUCGCUUGAAACCGCAAAUGUUGCAGCUGCCAAACUGAACAAAGCUGGUGAUUGGCAUGUUUGUGAGAUAAUCUGCUAAUAAUUGGCUAAUUGUCUGUUUCCAGCUCAGGUCAGCAGUUCUCUGCAACACUCCAGGGGGUUACCUAUGUGUUUAACUACUUUUCAACACCGUCAGGGCCUGUCAGUCCCCCUAAACGAACGUGUUUUACCUCCACCAACUCAGAGGUGGUGAAGAGGGUAAGAAGCAGCGUUGGAUGGCCACUGUUUCUUACAUUGCAGAAAGCAGGCUUGCAUGAGUGGGCCUGCCUCAUCAGGGCUCAAAAGCAUCAUCUGUUUAAUACAUCAAGCCUUUAGAGUUGCAGUGUUGAUAGUGCAAAAUGGCAUACAUAACGUAUUAGAGCAUGCAAUGUUUGCACUAGAAUAUCCAUUUAAAAGCAAGAGGAAUUCAUAUUACAUGAGUUCUUCUGUAGCUCACUUCUAUUAAAUAGUAAACAGUCAAGGUUCCAAUUUGAUCAUUUAACUGUGUGCAACAGUACCCAAAAUAUAAAAGCUUCACAAGCUAUACAUUCAAUUCACUUGGCAAAGCCUAGAUAUAUUCUUACUGGAUAGGUGCAAAAAGGGAGUCAACCUUGCUCUCAGUUACUUUUGGUGAUGCUUCUGCUGCAAAUGAAAUACUCCUCAUUGUGAAAAUGAGAUAUACGUUUCAGUGUUAAUAAGUAUCUUGCAAUGUAAAUGGUUUGAAUAUGUAUAUAGCACUGUAUUGUGUAUGUGUCAUUGUUUUUAAAUAAAAGAUGCUUGUCACCCAA
Messenger RNA from Bombina bombina (fire-bellied toad), 2911 nucleotides. RefSeq names its product receptor-interacting serine/threonine-protein kinase 3. Gene Ontology annotation, molecular function: ATP binding; JUN kinase kinase kinase activity. Bases 140 to 1471 code for a protein of 443 amino acids. The record is from RefSeq and is a predicted model, not a curated record. NCBI's taxonomy places the organism in Eukaryota, Metazoa, Chordata, Amphibia, Anura, Bombinatoridae. The transcript is spliced from 10 exons. Gene Ontology annotation, biological process: protein phosphorylation.